CAAAUUGCACGCAACCCUCGAAUGGUACUUAAAACAUCCGUUUCGAAGUAGCCUGCGCGUUUUAAUAUUAUAGUUGUAGAGAAGCUUUAGUCAUCAUUAUAUACGGUCUUUACAAGAUGCGUCUUUUGGCUAUUGGAGUGAAAAGCGUUCAGCCCAACGAAAAUUUGGAGAAAAGUGGAGCCAGGCAAAGAGGCCAGAAUUAACAUUGAAGUCAAUGGGGAAAUUAUGAGUGGUCUGCAUCCAUAGGACUUUACAUUAAAAAGACUUAUCUCCCUUGUAUGAACUGAAAGCAGGAAGGAAGAAAUCGUCAUUGAGAGGGGGAAGAAAUAUUUCACCAGACAACUAAAAGAUUGUUCAAGUAAAUAGUGAAAAGCGUUCAGCCCAACGAAAAUUUGGGGAAAAGUGGAGCCGGGCAAAGAGACCAGAAUUAACAGUGGUCUGCAUCCGUAGGACUUUUCAUUAAAAAAGACUGAUCUCCCUUGCAUGAACUGAAAGCAGGAAGAAAUCGCCAUUAAGAGAGGGGAAGACAUCAAGAGACAACUAAAAGAUUGUUCAAGUAAAUAGUGAAGUUGACAUAAUAACGGCCACUCGAUAUUAACCAACAGAGAAAUAAGAUGGAUGAAUCUGAUGAAGAGAGGUUGCGGUUUAAACUACGUCAAGCUGAAGAGUAUGGAAAUAUACAGGAAGUCGUAGAAAGAUUAUCAUUACAAGAUAAGAUGAAAGCUUUACCUAUAGCUGCUAGUAACAGGUUUUAUAAAGUUAUGGUUUAUCUGUUAGAACAUGGAAUUGUUGAUGUACAUUAUGUUGAUCGCCAUCAGAAUAACCUGUUAAACAUACUUUUAGAUAGCUAUGACAGUGAUGACGAACCAGAUAGACGUGAUUUGUUGAUACAAUGUGUAGUUACAUUAGUUGAUGCUGGUGUAGAUGUCAACCAGGAGAAUGUAUAUAAAGAUAGACCUAUAUUUAAAGCUGCUGAACGAGGGUUGUAUGAAGUUGUAAUGUAUCUGUUAAAACACGGGGUAGAUGUAUAUCAUGUUGAUAGAUUUAAGAACAACCUGAUACAUCAACUUUUAGAUAACUAUGACAGUGAUGACAAACCAGAUAGACGUGAUUUGUUGAUACAAUGUGUAUUUAAAUCAGUUGAUGCUGGUGUAGAUGUCAACCAGGAGAAUGUAUAUAGACCUAUAUUUGUAGCUGCUAGAGAAUGGUUGUUUGAAGUUGUAAUGUAUCUCUUAAAACACGGGGUAGAUGUAUAUCAUGUUGAUAUAUAUGAGAACAACCUGAUACAUCAACUUUUAUAUAACUAUGAUAGCUAUGACAGUGAUGACGAACCAGAUAGAUGUGAUUUGUUAUUACAAUGUGUAGAAACAUUAGUUGAUGCUGGUGUAGAUGUCAACCAGGAGAAUGUAUAUAAUGAUAGACCUAUAUUUAUAGCUGCUAGACGAGGGUUGUAUGAAGUUGUAAUGUAUCUGUUAAAACACGAGGUAGAUGUACAUGUUGUUUAUAGAUAUAAGAGAAACCUUCUAAAUCCACUUUUAUAUAGCUAUGAACGUGUUGAUAGAUAUAAGAACAACCUGAUACAUCAACUUUUAUAUAGCUAUGACAGUGAUGACGAACCAGAUAGAUGUGAUUUGUUUUUACAAUGUGUAGUUACAUUAGUUGAUGCUGGUGUAGAUGUCAACCAGGAGGAUGAUAAUAAAGUGACACCUAUAUUUAUAGCUGCUAGGAAAGGGUUGUAUGAAGUUGUAAUGUAUCUGUUAGAACACGGGGUAGAUGUACAUGGUGUUGAUAGAUAUAAGAGAAACCUGAUAAAUCAACUUUUAUAUAACUAUGAUAGAUAUCACAAGCCAGAUAGACGUGAUUUGUUGAUACAAUGUGUAUUUAAAUCAGUUGAUGCUGGUGUAGAUGUCAACCAGGAGGAUGAUGAUAAACACACACCUAUAUUUAUAGCUGCUAGACGAGGGUUGUAUGAAGUUGUAAUGUAUCUGUUAAAACACGGAGUAGAUAUAUAUCAUGUUGACAGAUAUAAAUCCAACAUUCUUCACUAUGUUGUGGGUUAUAUAUAUUCCUAUGUUAAAUUUGAAGAGAAAUGUUUACAGGUCGUUAAUACUUUAAUAAAAACAGGAUUAGAGAUAAACCAACCUGAUUAUGAUGGUAAAACCCCGUUGUUCUGUUUCGGUAUGUACGGUAUAUACGACAAUUCUGACGGCGUGCCCGUGAUUAAUCUGGAUAAAGUGACAGAACAGGACCUCUAUGUUCCAUUAAAAUGUAAAUUGAUUAACAUGUUAUUAGAUGCUGGUUGUAAUGUGAACCAUCAAAACAAGCUGGGACAAACGGCUUUAAUGCACCAUAUACAAUUCCAAACUAAUAUCAGUAUAUUAAAACUGUUAAUUCCACAUUCUGAUCUAAGUUUAACUGAUAAUAAGGGUAAAACAGCAAUUAGUUAUUGUGUUCAAUAUCACAUGAUCAAUUCAACAUACGUCUUUAAACUUUUAGUAGAUUCAGAUUCAGAUCUGAUGUCAGGUAACAACGGAGUUAAGUUAUUCCAUGAUAUUUUAAAAUGUAAGAGGUCGGGGGUGUUCAGUUAUUACAUCGGGCGUAAGUUGAUUGUUAAUGGUCUUACAGAUGAAGGAGAAAAUAUGCUUCAUCUUUUAGCUGGUGUUAACUAUGAUUAUUCUAUAAACAAGUUUAAAUGGUUGUUAAAUAACGAGCUAGACAUCAACCAUCCCUGUUCUAAAACCAACACACCUACUAUGAUAGCUGCCUUUUUAUUAAACAGUAAAUAUUUAAAACUGUUGACACAUCAUCCUAGACUAGAGAUCAAUACACAAAAUAACCAGGGUCAUACGGCUCUCCAUCUGUGUAUCAUUGGAUUUACUAUGUUUAAAGAUGGUUUGAACAAGAGACAGGUAAAUGAUGUUGUUAAGAAUUAUUGUAGACAGAUAUAUCCAAUAUACAUGGCUUGUAUUGAUAUUUUACUUGGUGUUGAUGGAAUAGAUGUAAAUAUUCCCGAUAAUGGAGGUAGAACUAGUUUAAUGAUGGCUGCAAUGAAAAACGACAGAUUUCUUACAAGGAAACUACUUCAAGCUGGUGCCAUAGUUACCAUGUUAGACUAUUCAGGAAGAUCUGCUCUACAAUAUCUUGAUAUUUAUCAGAGUGUGUUUGAUUUGACUUGUUUUAAAUUACUUCUAUCUAAUGGUAAUACUGGUCUUCUCAAUUUACCCUGUAUCGAUGGUAACACGAUUAUCCAAACAGCCCUACGUUUUCCCUUCUUCUGGGAACCACUCCGCGUUGUUCGUUUUAUUAGAUAUUUGGUUGCUGAAAACUGUUGUGUUCAGACUCUCAUUACGUCUUCAGGUGAGAGUCGCUAUAAUCAAAUUGAUCUUACUGAACUGAGUAGUUCAGAUAGAGAUAAACUGAGAAAACUGUUAUAUCUUAGUGGUGCCCAAGAGUGGGGAAUUAUAACAACUUUGAAUUUUGAUGGGGAAGAUCACACUACCCAUUCACAAGGCAGAGAAGAAUUCAUUAGUUUCUGUAGUAAUAUAUCUCUCAAGUCACUGUGUAGAAGAUUCAUCAGACAGAAUCUUGGAUUGGGAAUAAAGGAGAAGGUUAGGGAUCUAGAAUUACCUCGUGAAUUAAAGGAUUUUCUUCUACUAAAAGAUGUUCUUCAUCCUAAAGAUUACAACAUAGAUGAUAUUGAUGAUGGUUGUAAUGAUUUUGAUGAUGAUGAUUAUGAUGGUUAUGAUAUAGAUAGAGAUAGAGAUGAUGAUUAUAGUCAAUAUAACUACCAGUAUUUUACUCUCAAUACGGAUCAUGAACUAAGGCAAUAUUUAAAAAAACCCAGGAUAUUUCCUAACGGUGAUAAACACCCACGAUGAUGAUUAUGAUGAUUAUACUGCCUAUGACGAUCAUUAUGAUUAUUAUACCAAUAGGGAUGAUGAUGAUGAAUAUUAAACCGAUAGCGAUGUUGAUGAUUACAAUGCUGAUAACCCCUCUAUGUAACCCCUCGACGACGCAUUUGUAAUGCUAAGAGCCUUUCUUGAUGAGCUAGUGAAAAGAGGAGACAAUAAAAUUACCACCACAAUUUACAGGAAGCCUACCCAUACCGAUCAGUAUAUAUACCAUUCAUCUAACCACCCUACUCAAGAUAAGAAGGGAGAGGGAAUAUGGGUUUAACGUCCACUCGACACAAACCAGGUCAUUUCGGGACUAAUAUAUCGUUUAAUUUUAUUUCACAAUAAUUCGCUUGCGCGUAGGGGUCUUUAGCAGUGGGAGGAAACCGGAGGACCCGGAGAAACCCACGAGGUUGGACAUGCGACCGUACUCCUUGUCACGUACAACCGGAGAUUCGAAACCACGCCAGUUGAGUCAAUGACAGGCCGUGCUAACCAUUCGGUCAUCCAACCCCACCCAACCCUGACACGUCGCUCCCUUAAAAUUUGUGAUCCACCGCAACUAGAAGCAGAAAUACAGCGACAAUACUUUAUACCGGAAAACUACCGGAAAACACCAUGUUAUACUGAAUACCGGAAAAACACUAAAUACCGGAAAACACCCUAAAUAGGUAACCCAGAGCC
This is a messenger RNA of Patella vulgata (common limpet), 4577 nucleotides long. RefSeq names its product serine/threonine-protein phosphatase 6 regulatory ankyrin repeat subunit A. The record is from RefSeq and is a predicted model, not a curated record. NCBI's taxonomy places the organism in Eukaryota, Metazoa, Mollusca, Gastropoda, Patellidae. Gene Ontology annotation, biological process: intracellular signal transduction. The transcript has 5 exons. Bases 615 to 3878 code for a protein of 1087 amino acids. Gene Ontology annotation, molecular function: protein binding.